Messenger RNA from Ectocarpus sp. CCAP 1310/34, 856 nucleotides. Lineage: Eukaryota; Phaeophyceae; Ectocarpales; Ectocarpaceae. The record is from the annotation of a GenBank genome assembly.
AUGCUGGAGAAGGGCAAACAAUACAAAGACGCGGAAGCCUUGAAGGUACAUGUGGCGGCCCUGUUCGCGGGAGCUGGCCGUAGCUUUCAUUCCGGUAACGGAGGCGGCAGACAAAAGAAGCAUAUCUGCAAUGGCGCCAAAGGAAGAUGUCUGGCUGAAGUGCGCGCCUGCAAGCAGAGGUCGGGAGAGUUCAAGGUGACGUUCAUCAUCCCGGACCACAAUGACUGCUCUGGCGGCAAGGUCGGAGCGAGAUCGGCUGCGCUCGAGGGUUUCGCCAGUGCUGCCAUGGUCAGCAACCCGACCGUGAAGGGCACGGACCUGAAAAGGAGCCUAGAGCAGCAGACCGGGCUCAAAGUCAGCUACAGCGCGGCGUCACGCCUGAAGGUCGCGGCUACAAGGGCGUCGAAGGAGCAACUGGAGCACGGGUACCGCAUCAUGACCUCUUACUGCAAGGAACUGGUGAAGGACUGCCCGGGAUCGAUUGCGGUGGUGCAGGUUCCGUAGUCUUUUCUUCAUGCUCGGGCGUGCUGCGUACGCUGCGGUGCGAAGCCCGAUCAAGGUGUGUGUCACGCAAAGUUGGGACUGGCCCGUUCCAUUUUUAAUCGGAACACACGAUGUGCACGGCGCAUGUUGUAACCCAUUGGAGUAUUUAGUUGUAACACCACGUAGACGACGUUGAAUGCAGUCUACCCCUGUGUCGAGUGUGUCACUUGCGCGCCCGGAGAUGUGUUCACGAGGAUGUGGGCAACCGCCUGGGGUAUACAUGGUGGACGAGCGCACUGGCCCCCCAUGAUUCCUCUUGUACCUAGUUUAGGGGAGGGGGAGGUGUACUCAUGUAAACGCAUGCCGUAGUCGU